Messenger RNA from Galeopterus variegatus (Sunda flying lemur), 8312 nucleotides. It is a transcript of the gene BDP1, whose product is annotated as B double prime 1, subunit of RNA polymerase III transcription initiation factor IIIB. Gene Ontology annotation, cellular component: transcription factor TFIIIB complex. The coding region runs from base 207 to 7430 and encodes 2407 amino acids. Lineage: Eukaryota; Metazoa; Chordata; Mammalia; Dermoptera; Cynocephalidae. The record is from RefSeq and is a predicted model, not a curated record. The transcript is spliced from 37 exons. Gene Ontology annotation, biological process: RNA polymerase III preinitiation complex assembly. Gene Ontology annotation, molecular function: TFIIIC-class transcription factor complex binding.
GUGUGGCAGGGACAUGAGGAAGAGGCGGCGGAGGGAGAGAGGAGGAGGGGGCGGCGGUGGGGGCGUGAAACUGCCGUAGCUUUUCUCUGGGCUGGUGGUGUGGCUUUGUGCGGAGGGCGUAGUUCGUAACCCCCUCUGCAGGCACCGCUGGGGCUCGGGGCUGACAGCGGCCGUGGAGCCGCUUCCCCGGGCCCCCUGGCUCCGCCAUGUUCCGUAGGGCACGCCUUAGCGUGAAGCCGAAUGUCAGGCCUGGUUUAGGCGCCAGGGGCUCCUCCGCCCCCAAUCCCCAGCGUGGACAAGAGUCUCCCAGGCCGCCGGAGCCUGCGGCAGACUCAGCUCCAAAGCCAGAGGAGCCCACGGAUGUGCCCGCGGCGGAUUUCAGGGGAGCGGAGCCUCAAGAAAAGGCUACUAGGAGCAGUGAUGAAAAGACUGGUGGUGAGAACGAUGUUGAAGAAUCCAGUAAAUCAUCUCCUACUGUUUCACAGAGAAGAAAGCGAAUAUCAAGUAAUUCUAGUCUGGUUAAACCUAGUGUCAGUGUCGCUUCAGAAUCUCAUCCUUUAUCAGUAGUUAAUCAAGAAGCUCCACAGCCAAACCCCAUUCCAACAAAAGAGAAACAGCCAUGCUCAGACAGAUACCGAGUAUAUAAGGCCCAGAAACUGAGGGAAAUGUUAAAAGAAGAAUUGAGAAAAGAGAAGAAACAAUGGAAAAACAAAUAUACCAUAAAUGAAAGUCAGAGGCCACCAGAUCGUUCAAAAAUGACUAUGAGAGACUUCAUAUAUUACCUGCCAGAUAACAAUCCAAUGACUUCUUCUAUGGAACAAGAAAAGAAAACUGAUAAAUCAUUGACUCCAGUCCAGACAAGAGAGCAAGAAGGUAAGAGUACUCCUGAUGCUGAAGAUAAUGAAGAAAUGGAAGAGACAGAUGAUGGGCCAUUGCUAGUUCCUCGAGUAAAAGUGGCAGAAGAUGGUUCUAUUAUUUUGGAUGAAGAAAGUUUGACUGUAGAAGUGUUAAGGACAAGAGGCCCCUGUGUUGUUGAGGAAAAUGACCCCAUAUUUGAGCGUGGUUCUACAACUACAUAUUCCAGCUUUAGGAAAAACUAUUACUCUAAACCAUGGUCAAAUAAAGAAACAGAUAUGUUUUUUUUAGCCAUCAGCAUGGUAGGAACUGACUUUUCAAUGAUUGGACAACUUUUUCCUCACAGAGCAAGGAUAGAAAUUAAGAAUAAAUUUAAACGUGAAGAGAAAACAAAUGGAUGGAGAAUAGACAAAGCAUUCCAGGAAAAGCGCCCUUUUGACUUCGAUUUUUUUGCUCAUUUGCUUCAGAAAGUUCUUGCUGAAGAAGAGAAGAGAAAACAAAAAUCCACUAAAAAUCACAAUUUAAACGAAAAGAAAUCCUCCAAACCACGGAAAAAUGUGAAAGUGAAAAAAGUCACCAGUGAGGGAGUUAAUGAUGAUCCAGUUGAGUCUAUUAGUACUACAAUAUCAGACACAGAAAGAUCUCAGAAGGAUGCUCAGACAGUUGAAGAAGAAGAGUCUUUGACUUUAUUGGGACAGGAUUCAGACCAGGUUGCAUUAGAAGAAGACCUAAACCAGAAGAAAAUGAGAAGGAAGAAUCAAGAUGAAGUUAAUGAACAGGAAGUAAAAAAUCUUUUAGGAAAUGCCACUGUUCAGUCAGGCCGUUCUAAAGGAGAAAAACACAAGAACAAAUGUCAGUCUUUAAAGCCUGAGGUAAAUGAAACUGAAAGCAGUAAGGAACAGAAACUUUCCUGCAUACAGAACAUAGAUGACAUUGUGGGAUUAGCCUCCAGUGAAAAAGUUGAGAAAAGAACUGACUCCAUCCUUUCAUCAAGUAAUCAAGAUACCAGGUCAGUAGCAACUGAGUCUUCAGAAUCAAGCACUUCAGAUUCUCCUUCAUCAGAAGUUGGAAUUAGAGCAUUGUGUGAGGUGAAUAAUGCUGAGAGGAGUUGUACAGAAGAAGGAAAUAUUGACCUAAAGAAUAAAUCACCGGAAACUGAUCAAACAGAAAAUGUAAAACUGAUCUUGAGAAGGCGACUCCAAAGACCUAAACCCAAUUUAACAAGGGCAGUUGGGAAGAAAUCAGUUCUUUCACAAGACACAACAGAUGCAGAGAGCAAGAAUUCACAUUUAGAAACUUCAGUUGAAAAGAAUCACUUGGAAAAGGAUAAAAUGAGUACAUUUGACAUUCUUGGAAUAGAGAAUAUGGAGAGAGAGAACUCAAAAGCUGAAACUGUAUCUAAUUUGAGUGAAAAAAUUUGUCUUCAGGAAAAUAAUCAACCAAAGACUUUCAGAACUGCACAACUAAUAAGGGGCCAGCUGCAAAGACCAAAGCCAAAUGUAGGUAAAGCCACUGACAGGAAAGAAAUUCUCAUUUCACAAGAAAAAACUGGGGCCAGUGUAGAAAAGAAUGAAAAUGUAUCCUGUGUUGACAGAGAAACUCCUCAACAAAUGGAAGAUCGGUCAUGUAAAAAUUUUGAAUAUGAAGAUAUCAUAUCACAGCCUGAGGAAAAAGAUACUUCUUUUCAAAAUGUGCAGCCAGAUGAGUCCAAGUCUCUUAAGGAACAUCUAAGCAUUCAAGAGAAUAGUAAAGCAAAUAUCCUCAAACAAGUCCCAAUUCUAAGGACUCGAUUUCAGAAACUAAAGCCAAAUAUAGGAAGAGGAAGUGGAAGAAGAGAAAUUUCCUCAAAGGAAAAGGUUCCAGAGGAGAUCCUUGUCUCUGGUGAAAUGCAAGCAGGUUCAAGAGAAGUUUUAAGUCUAGACCCUUCACCAAGGGAGAAGGUAUCCACGGAGACUAAUACUACUAAGGAAAUAGAGUCAGAUUUAAAAGAAAUGGGAAAAAGAGACAUCUUUCCUAGGGAGAAGAUGCCAGAAAUGAUUGACAUCACUGUGGAAAUGGAAACAGGUUUGAAAGUAACUGGAAGAGAGAUUUCUCCAGAGGAGAAGGUAUCUAAAGUGAUUGAUGUCACUGAGGAAAUAGACGCAGAUUUGGAAGAAAUGGAAAAAAGAGAAAUAUCCCCACAGGAAAAUGCCCCAAAGGAGGUGAAGUCUAUCGGAGAAAUGGAGACAGGUUUGAAAGCAACUGGAAGAGAGAUUUCCCCAAGGGAGAAGAUACCAGAGAUGAUUGAUACCACUGAGGAAGUAGACAUCAAUUUAGAAGAAACUAGAAGAGAAUUAUCCCCACAGGAAAAUGCCCCAGAAGAGGUCAAGUCUAUAGGUGAAGUGGAGACAGAUUUGAAAGCAAGUGGAAGAGAAAUUUCCCCAAGGGAGAAGAUACCGGAGGUGAUUGAUGCCACUGAGGAAAUAGACACAGAUUUGGAAGAAACUGGAAGAAAAAUAUCCCCACAGGACAGUGGCCUAGAGGAGGCCAAGUCUAUAGGUGACAUGGAGACAGGUUUGAAAGGAACUGGAAGAGAGAUUUCCCCAAGGGAGAGGAUACUAGAGGUGAUUGAUACUAUUGAGGAAAUAGACACAGAUUUGGAAGAAACUAGAAGAAAAAUAUUCCCACAGGAGAGUGGCCCAGAGGAGGCCAAGUCUAUAGGUGACAUGGAGACAGGUUUAGAAGAAAUUGGAAGAGAUAUUUCCCAAAGGGAAAAGGUACUUGUGGAGGUCAAUGCCAUAUGGGAAAGGGAGAUUGAUUUGAAAGAAACUGGUGAAAGAGAUGUUUCCCUGAUGGAGAAGGUCUCAGGAAGGAUAACUGCCAUUGAGGAAAUGGAAGAAGAAUUGAAAGAAACUGAAAAAGAAAUUUCCUUGAGGGAGAGAGGAUCUGAAGAGAUCAUUGUUACUGAGGAAAUGGUGGUAGAUUUGAAAAAAACUGGAAAAACAGACAUUUCUCCAAGGGAAAAUGAACCAGAGGAAACUGGUACCUCAAGACAAGCUGAGACAAAUGUAAUGCAGAGCAGUAGCGGUGACUGCAGUGCUAUGCCUUCGCUAGACAUACAAAAUAUUAGCAGUGAAGUACUGUUGGUGAUGCAUACAUCUGUAGAAGAAAAAAAUUCUGAAAAGGAAGUGUCAAGUCACUUAAGUCAUUUGAAGACUUUUUCACAGACUUCUGAACUUGGUAGAACAGAAGAUCAAGGGAUGCAACUUCCAGAUGUUCCAGAGCAGUUCUCAACUACUAUUUUAAGAAGCAGAUCUCUUCAAGAACAGAAGCCACUUGAAGUUAAAUCAGCACCUUUUGUGAGAAGUCGAUUCAAAAGACCAAAACCAAACUUAACAAGAGCAGCUUUAAGGAGAGAGACUACAGAAGCAGAAAAAUAUGUACCUGGGGAGAAAUUGCAGACUGAUAAAAUGGAGACUAUUGUGAUACAACAGAACAGUGAACAAGCUAAUAAUACUCUCCCUUCUCAACAUGAUGUGGCUUCCCUAAUGACAUCAAGAGAAAAAGGCAAAUUAGGGCACAAGAAGGAGGAGGCUAUGAUAUUACCAUGUACUCAGACUGAAAAGGACCAUUCACCUUCACAUUCUUGUAAACCUAAAGAGGAGUCUCAAUCAAUACAAGCCCAGGAAAAUGGCCUAGUUGAUCCUUUGGGACAUGAAAAAAAACCGAAUGUUCAUAGCCCAGCACAGUUGAUAAGAAGGAAAUCCCAAAAGACUGAGCCAAAUUUGGGAAGAGCACAUGGUGAGAAAAAGGAACCAGGUAUAGAAAAAGGCACAACAGCUCGGAGCAAAGCAAGCAAGCCAGAAGAUAACUUGCUGCAGCAAGGAGAUUCUGUCACCCAGUCUCUUCUAAAAGAAAAGGCUGAGCUUCUGACACCUCUGGAAGUUGCAGCAAGAAAAGACUGUGUAGGUUCCCAAGAGUCUGGUUUUGCCAAAAAACAUGCCCAAUUAGAAGAAGCUGGACCAUUGGGAAGUGUUGGAGAGGAAACAGUAGGAGAUAAUCCUAUGUCUUCAGUUGUUGAAGAGCAAUAUGUCAGUAAACUAACAAGCUGUCCACAACUGUUAAAAGAAUCAAAUUACUCUAAAAGUGCUUCGGAUCGAAGAACAACUGUCUUUUCUGCCUCUGAGUGUGAGGUAGAUCAUAGUGAAAGGAGAAUACAUAGAAGGAUCAAACCAAGUGUCACCAAAGGGCGUGGAUCAAAACGAAUUCGGAGUAAGACCUCUAAGAAGCAACCUAGGGCUUCCAAGGCCAUACUGGUGACUCUUCGGGCUUCCCAGGAAGAAGAUGAAGAUGAUGCUGAAGAUUUUGAGCCUGACUAUGACGAAGAAAGCUAUCAUCUUCCCCCAGAAGAAGUAAACAAAGCUCCAGUGUUUGUGCCUAUUGGUCUCAGAUCUCCUGAACCUGUUUCUACUCAAAUUGAGGAAACAAUGGAAGAGCUUGAAAUAACUGUGAAUGUUCCAGAUGUAGGAUGCAUAGCUGUUGUUGAACAGCAGUUCUCAAACACAGAUGUGACUACUCAGGAAAUGAAAAAAGAAGAAAAUUUGAAUGCAUCAUCAUUUGAAAUAACCACAGGUGAACAUACCCAAGAUGAACCAGGUACCAAUGAUGGAAGCACUGAAGCUGCCAUAACUUUACUUGCAAUGGGAGAUCUAGUAUUGCAGUCAGAGAUCAGUACUGAACAGGGUGAUGGAAUAUGUGUACUUCCUCAUGUUCAUUCAGAGGAUAAAAGCCACGUUCCGUUUAGCCCAGAUAAUGUAAAUCACAAAAUUGUUCAUGAAUGUCAGGAGCUGUCUUCACCUGCCGCUAGUACCUCGACUGCAUCAGUUGAAGUAAACAAGGUUGUAUUGGAGGAACAAAGUACUAGAGAAGAAAUUGGUUUAAUGGAGAAAGUAAAGGAGAACUCUACACCAACCAGGGAUGCAACUUCUAAAGUGACCAAUAAUUUGAACAUGAGAAGUAGAUUUGCCAAGCCUAAACCAAAUCUUGAGAAGACUUUAGGGACCAACAGAUUUGGUGUUCAUCAAGAAGUUCCCAUUUUGUGUGUAACCAAAGAAGAAGUAGAAAGUAAAGGAGAAACUGAAAAAAAUGCUUGCAAAGCAACAAAAUUAGAAGAUAAAAACCUUGGACCAGUUACAACAGCAGACAGUAAGGAUCAGAACAAAUUGGCAUGUGUACAUGGUAUCAAAGGGACCAGUAUUUCACAAGAAGCAAACCUAACUGAAAGAAAUGAAAAUCAAGAAGAGGGAUCUCAAGAAGUUCAGAUAUUGUCAGUUGCUCCAAUUGUUCCCUCUGAAACAGGAUCCCACUCAUUUGGUUUGGGUAGGGGUCUCAGUGAGAGUUCUGUUGAAGAGCCCCUAACAACGGACUCUAAAAGAGACAGUGUGCUUACACUUCAUGUGCCAGAGUGUACACCAACUAGUAUUUCAGAAGUCCAACAAGAGAAUGUAAUCAAUCCUCAAGACCUAACAGUGAAUCUAGUUGCUAAUGUACACCAAGAUGGAGAGGAUGAACAAGCAUUCAUUUUAACUCUGGUGGAAAUCCCAACCUGUGCGGUAGAAGGAUUUACUGAUGCUGCCACACAGUUAAUGCCAAACGCUUUACUGCCAGCACCCAUAUUGAUCAAAUCAGUGAAUAAUGAAGAAAGGGAGGAUGACAUGAGUGUGAAUUUACCAGUAGCUUCAGUUGGCCAGGAUGCCAUGUGGUUAUCUGAUUCUGAAAAGCCUGCUGCUGAUUUGGAUAUUAUAUCUAGGAAGAGAUUUCAUUGUAGGCUUGAUGAAUGUGACCAUGUUCCUCCUGCCAAAAAAAGUUCACUCAAUUCAAGAGAUGAUUGUCAAGAGUAUACCUCCAAGGUGUGUUCAGAGGAAUUAACAGAUAUUUUUGAGGAAACAGGGGAGUCUUACAAGGAACAAAGUAUUUUCCCUACCUCAGGAAGCACACAUACAACUCCAGAACCUCAAAAACAGCAACUUGAACCAGGUUUUCAGAGUAUAGGAUCUAGAUCUCUUGAUAAAUUAAUAAAUACAUGUAUAGAAAAGAAUAUGCCUCAGUUACCUCAGGAUGAGAUGGUUGUGUCUGAUAAGGAAGAAAGAAGUGAUGCUGCUUCUAAAUCUGAACAAAUGGAUAGCAGAACAUCAUCUUCAAAAACCCCACUAUCCAGGCCUGGCAGAAGACCCCUGGGAUUUUUGUCUUUAAUAUGUUCAAAGAAUAGUUUGGAGUCUGAUGAACCUACUCAGGUCCAUAGUAAGAAGCGCCUAAAACCUCUUAUACCUGUAUCUAGACAAAGUUUGAAAAGAUCUAAUAGACUCAGUAAAAGCCAGAAAAAAAGUCAAGAGUCCUCUGAUGUUCCUUCUCCAAGUGGUGUUACUAAUACUCAAUCUGAGAAUAUUGGCAGUUCAGCAACUCAGGUUUCUUGUGAUCGGCCCUUACUGAAAGAAAGAUGUAAAAGUGGCCAAAACCGGGCACCUGAAGAGGAGCCAACCACAGUCUCUGAAUAUUUCUUCAGUGACAUCUUCAUAGAAGUGGAUGAAACAGAAUAAAACAUUCUUUUGUUUUUUCCCUCUUUUUUUUUAAGCCUGGGAUUUCCAGAGUCAGUUACAUGAACAACGCAGUAUUUAGGAAAAAACAUCACUGUCUAUUUUUCUUUAGGUUGAUUUAAAAUAUUUAAUGAGCUUGAUUUGAAGCUUUUAUAAUCAGUGGAAAACAUUACUGAGGUUCCUUUCAUUCUGAUUGAUGCAGCAUUUUGGAAAUACUGAGCAAUUAAGACUGCUUUCUCAGACAGAAAUGGCAACUCUUGUUUACUUUUUUGAUUGUUCCUGUGCUGAGCACACGUGGACAUUUGGAACUGUUGUGGACAAAUGUCUCUGUAUAAAUCACAGUGCCGACAUAUUCGCAGAUUGAUUGUAUUUAACAUUUAGCAAACUUCUUUUAUGGAGGUUUUUGUGUUUGUUUUUUUGGAGGGGAUGAUGAAGGCCUUUUCAGUUGCCUCUAAGAAUAUGAAAGUGAAUUGACAAACUCCACUUUAGUAUGGUAAAUGUUGAAAAUUUUUCUAUUAUCAGCUGUUUGGCUGACUGAAAAAUAAUAUAGUUUUCUAAUUCAUGGUGAUGUAACAUUAGUCCCAAUUGAAGAGCUAGUAUUUAAACUUAAUAUUUAUAAAGAUGACAUAUCAAAGAGCUUAUUUAUUUUUAAAUUUUUUAUUUAAAAGGGUGUUCAGUUUUAAUUAAUUUCACCCCUCAUAUUGUGGGUAAAGAAGGCAUUAACAAAUCUGUGUUUGUCUCCUUUUCCUCUUUAAUUUUAAAGAUAUUUUAAAUGAUAUAACUAAAGAUGUUUGGAUAGUGUAUAUGUUUUGAAUACAUUUUUCCUUAGAGUUUAGGAUAUUGACUUUGUACUGUGAAUUUUUUGGUGUUUUUUUUUUUUUUUUU